AUGGCCUUCGCUGCGGUCGGAGCUGUUAGUUCGGUUGCUCCGCUGAUUCCAACACAUCGCCAGUGCAAAGUUGAGAUUGCGAAUGGAUGCAGUACCUACACUCUGUCUAACGUCAGUGUCUACACUAAAAGUGGAAGUGGAUGUGUGCCACCGACUAUUGCCUCUGGCGCAUCUGGGAAUGGAUUGUUCACCAAGACGCAAGGAGCAGCUCGAGGAGCUGUUGGCGUCUUCACUUAUGAUCUCCUCAACACACGCACAAAGAACAUCAGUGAGAAAAUAGCUGUCAUGUACUCUGUGCCCUAUGAUUUUAACCUGUACUCCAACUGGUACGCACUGGGAAUCUUUCCCAACUACAAAGAGUGCGAUUAUGAUCUUUAUUGUAAGAUGUAUUAUGAGAAUGACAAAACCUUUGUCAGAGGUAAAGCAAAGGGCCCCAGUCUAACUUAUAAGGGUCAUCACGUAACCAUCAGGGCAACAAUGUCAGACUCCUUCCAACCCAUCAUGAUGGUGCAAGUGAGCGAAAACUGA
Morone saxatilis (striped sea-bass) is the source of this 528-nucleotide messenger RNA. RefSeq names its product DELTA-sagatoxin-Srs1a-like. Gene Ontology annotation, molecular function: channel activity. Gene Ontology annotation, biological process: pore complex assembly; monoatomic cation transport; cytolysis in another organism. The transcript is spliced from 2 exons. The coding region runs from base 1 to 528 and encodes 175 amino acids. The record is from RefSeq and is a predicted model, not a curated record. Lineage: Eukaryota; Metazoa; Chordata; Actinopteri; Moronidae. Gene Ontology annotation, cellular component: pore complex.